CAAGCAAUGUCGCUCGAUUUUCAUAUGAUUAAGUCAAUUGCUCUUGUAUAAUAAAUAAAAAUGUUUUACUGAAGUAUUCAAAUUUCGUUAGUAUCGUUAUUUUUAUUUAUUUAUUUUUUUGAUAAAUAAAUGAUUCUGUUAUUUAAAACUACAAAUAUUUUAUAUAAAAAAUGACUGCUACCAAAACUGAUCAAAAUUCUGUUAAAAAAUCAAAAAUUGGUCCCUUUCAGUUUAAAACACAACCGGAAUAUGUGUAUUCAACUGCUAUUAUCAUCGGAUAUUUUAUUACUAUCUAUGGACUUUUUACUUUUCCGUAUAGUUUGUCAAAGAAGACUAUUUUGUGGAAUUUCGCCAUAGGACUUUUUGCGAAAUUUGGAGAAACCGCUGGUGUUCAUCGUCUAUGGAGUCACAGAUCUUAUAAAGCGAAACUUCCUCUCCGAAUAUUUCUUCUUUUGUGUUAUUACCUCACUUUCUGGUAUAAAGCUAUUGAUUGGAUAAAAUUCCAUCGAGUACAUCACAAAUAUACGGACACUGAUGCAGAUCCACAUAAUACAAAACGGGGAUUUUUUUACUCACACGUAGGAUGGAUUAUGUUAAAAAAACAUCCGGAAGUUAAAAGGCGUAUUAAAGAACAUGAUUUUAGUGAUAUUUAUAAUGAUCCUGUGUUAACGAUUGGAGAAAAGUAUUUUAUUCCGCUUGGACUGACAUUGUCCAUCAUUAUUCCUACACUUGUGCCAGUUUAUUAUUGGAAUGAGACCUGGAAAACUGCACUGUGGGCUGUAUUUUUGCGAUAUUCAAUUGGAGCUAAUGUUACCGGGACCAUAAAUAGUUUCGCACAUUUCUAUGGAAACAAACCAUACGAUAGGGACAUAACGUCGGUUGAGAACAGAAUAUUGUCGAUAAUAACAUUGGGCGAAGGAUGGCAUAAUUAUCAUCAUGUAUUUCCCUUCGACUAUAAAGCAGGAGAACUUCCAAUUUAUCCCUUCAAUAUGACAACAUUAUUUCUUGAUAUGUUUGCAAAAAUUGGAUGGGCUUAUGAUUUAAAGACAGCCUCGGCUGAAAUGAUCCAGAAACGUGUCAAGAGAACAGGCGAUGGCACUCAUCAUCUCUGGGGUUGGGGCGACCAAGAUCAAUUGCCUGAGGAAAAAGAACAAGUCAUUAUCACACAUCAAUCAAAAUUAAAUCACUAAUUACAAUUUCAGCCGAUAAUUAUCAAUUUUUUUGAAAGAAAGCAAAUAAUUGUCACCAUUUAAAUUAUAAUUGAGAAUUUUGAAUUUCAAAAAAUACGAGAAUAAAAGUUUUUGAAAAAUUU
This is a messenger RNA of Leptopilina heterotoma, 1312 nucleotides long. RefSeq names its product acyl-CoA Delta(11) desaturase-like. Gene Ontology annotation, molecular function: iron ion binding; stearoyl-CoA 9-desaturase activity. NCBI's taxonomy places the organism in Eukaryota, Metazoa, Arthropoda, Insecta, Hymenoptera, Figitidae. Gene Ontology annotation, cellular component: endoplasmic reticulum membrane. The coding region runs from base 171 to 1190 and encodes 339 amino acids. Gene Ontology annotation, biological process: unsaturated fatty acid biosynthetic process. The transcript is spliced from 5 exons. The record is from RefSeq and is a predicted model, not a curated record.